Molecule: messenger RNA, 732 nt
Organism: Drosophila albomicans
Lineage: Eukaryota; Metazoa; Arthropoda; Insecta; Diptera; Drosophilidae
Product: serine protease 1-like
Exons: 1
Coding region: 1-732 (243 amino acids)
Biological process (GO): proteolysis
Molecular function (GO): serine-type endopeptidase activity
Source: RefSeq, a predicted model, not a curated record
AUGUCGCAGCAGGCGAAAAGUUUCUUGGACUUUUCCACCGGUUUCGAGGAUACAUCAGAACGAAGUCCCUACAUUGUGACCCUCGAAUUUAGUGGCAAAAAUACCACAUGGUUCUGCGUGGGUUCGAUUAUCGAUCAUGAAUGGAUUGUCACUGUUGCCUCUUGCACAAAUCCCUCGAGUUCUGUGAAGAUCAGUUAUGGAGCUGCGAAUCGUCUGGAGCCAAGUUAUCAUAUUUCAGUUUCGAAUGCUUCGUUUUAUCCACGCUUUGACUUUAACAAGUGGUAUCAUCAUGAUAUUGUGCUAAUCAAAGUGCCAUUCAUCACAUACUCAAAGAAGGUGAAAGCUGUGGCUUUGCCCAAGACUCGAUCGAUGUUCCGGGAUGUCUGGGCAUAUUCAGCAGGCUGGGGACAGCAUAAGGAUAACAAGGAGUUGAUGCAAAUAUUGCAUUCGACACAAAUUCAGAUAAUCGGUAAUAAAGACUGCAUCAAGAGUGGCUAUGGCGAACGAUUCAAGUCAGGAAUGAUGUGCGCCCAGCUGCCGAAUAUGGAGAAAAGUUGCCGCCUCGACUCGGGCAGUCCACUUGUGAUGUUGAAGCCAACCGUGUUGCUUGGCAUUGCCUCGUUCGGCAAUCAGCUGGGAUGCGAAUCAAACACACCUUUGGUCUAUACGAGAAUCAAUUCGUAUACGCAAUGGAUGGCCGAGGUGAUGGCGGAGGAGGGGAGCAGAAAGUAG